Molecule: messenger RNA, 1299 nt
Organism: Hyaena hyaena (striped hyena)
Lineage: Eukaryota; Metazoa; Chordata; Mammalia; Carnivora; Hyaenidae
Gene: KRT20
Product: keratin 20
Exons: 8
Coding region: 1-1299 (432 amino acids)
Molecular function (GO): structural molecule activity
Source: RefSeq, a predicted model, not a curated record
AUGGAAUUCACCAGCAGAAGCUUCCACAGAAGCCUGAGUAACUCCUUGCAGGACCCUGCACUCAGCAUGAGAGGCCCCAUGUAUGGGAAGGGAGUCGUGCAGCGGCGCAUGUUGGCACCCAGCGUCUAUGGCGGAGCUGGAGGUCAGGGCAUCCGCAUCUCAACUUCCAAACACAUGGUGGGCUAUGGGAGUGAUCUCACCGGAGGACACAAGUUUGCUGGCAAUGAGAAGAUGGCCAUGCAGAACCUAAACGACCGCCUAGCAAGCUACCUGGAGAAAGUACACUCCCUAGAGCAGUCCAAUGCCAAGCUCGAACUGCUGAUCAAGCAGUGGUAUGAAAAAAACACAUCCAGCAUCAGGGACGACCAUGCAUAUUACCAACAAAUAGAAGAGCUGCAAAACCAGAUUAAAAAUGUACAAUGGCAAAAUGCUCGUUGUGUCCUGCAAAUUGAUAAUGCCAAACUGGCUGCUGAGGACUUCCGGCUAAAGUAUGAGUCUGAGAGGGAGAUCCGCCUAACCGUGGAGAGUGAUAUCCAAGGCCUGAAUAAGGUCUCGGCUGAUCUAUCCCUAAGCAGAACAGACUUGGAGAUUCAAGUUAAAGAACUGACUAAAGACCUGGACCUCCUCAAAAAAGAACAUCAGGAGGAAGUGGACAGCCUACGCAGACAUCUGGGCAAUACUGUAAGUGUAGAACUGGAUACUGCUCCAGCCCUGGACCUUGGCGCCCACAUGAAUGAAAUGAGGCAGAAGUAUGAAGUGAUACUCCAGGAGAACCUUCAGAAGGCCAAGGAACAGUUUGAGACACAGACUCAACUUCUGCAGCAACAAGUCACAGUGAGCACUCAAGAGAUAAAAGAUGCUGAGGCUCAAGUAAAAGAGCUGAGACACACCUACCGGAACCUGGAGAUCGAACUCCAGUCCCACCUCAAUAUGAAAGAAUCGUUGGAGCAUACAUUAGAGGAGACCAGGGCUCGUUAUGCUAGCCAAUUGGCCACCAUUCAGGAACUCCUGAACUCCAUAGAAGUCCAACUGACCCAGAUUUUGACCGAUACAGAACGCCAGAACAAGGAAUACAAUAUCCUCUUUGACAUAAAGACCCGCCUUGAGCAGGAAAUUGCUACUUACCGCCGCCUUCUGGAAGGAGAAGAAGGAGAAAAUGUCAAAACUACAGAGUAUCAGUUAAACACCCCAGAGGAGAAAGAUGUAAAGAAAAAAAAGAAGAUUAGGAUGAUCGUGGAAGAAGUUGUGGACGGCAAGGUUGUGUCACAUGAAACCAAAGAGAUGGAAGAAGAUAUGUAA